Messenger RNA from Asparagus officinalis (garden asparagus), 967 nucleotides. Its product is annotated as cell wall protein DAN4-like. The transcript has 2 exons. The coding region runs from base 21 to 749 and encodes 242 amino acids. The record is from RefSeq and is a predicted model, not a curated record. NCBI's taxonomy places the organism in Eukaryota, Viridiplantae, Streptophyta, Magnoliopsida, Asparagales, Asparagaceae.
CACUUGUGGAAAAUAAAGUAAUGCUCAAUGAUGACAUUCAAGGGUCCGCUUUGAGGUCUAAAGGUUCUGAAGCUGUUAUCUCGGGAGAACAGACUGCUUUGAAAGAAGCAGCUCCAGAGACUGUUCAAGUUCCAGAAAAUCGAAAGCAAGUGUUGACAGGUGUGCUGAACCUGAACUCCACAAGCAAGGCAUCUGAGGUCAACGAAACUUCAAGUGAACCAAAUCUGAAGCAGGACUCUACAAGUAAAACAUCCGAAGGUAGUGAAACUGCAGCGGAACCGAGUCUAAUUUCAUGUAAUGAAGCUGCAGGUGAACCUAAACUGGAAACUACUAACCAGACAAACCCCAUUAAUGAAACCCAAGCUCAGCCAAAACCGAGUUCUACAAGUCAGCCAAUCCCGGUUAGUGAAACCCCAAGUGAGUUGAAACCAGACCCUACAGGCCAGCCAACCACAGUUAAUGAAACCCCAAGUGAGCUGAAACAGGGUUCGAUGGACCAGGCAACCCCAGUCAAUGAAACUGUAGGAGAGCUGAAGCUCGACUCAUCAAGCCAGAUAUCACCUGAGCCUCGAUCUGACCUGGGUAGCGAUAAGGCAGAAGCUCAAAAUGAUUCUGAUCAGAUCAAGUUCAGUGCUUCAGCAGCAGCAGCAGCAGCAGCAGCAGCAACCCAAGGUUUGAUAUCUCAGGAAGUUGAAACCAAUCCAGUAGGCAAUGAGGGAAGCCCAGUGCCAUUUAGCGGCGGGUUUUAGGAAAUUUAGGUAGUGGCCAUGGAAAGGCUUUAUUUUGUGUCGCGUGGCCUUUUUUGAGAUGUAGUAAAUGUUUUCAGCUGUCUAAUAUUUUGGCGCUUGAUGUAACCUCACAGGUUCAGUUAACGUCGUUGUAGUUUACUUUUCUUAUGUUAAAAGUAGGCAGUCUUGUUAACAUGUUGGUCGACAUCAAUAAUAUUUUCACCUUUUAGUUGCUGCAA